Molecule: messenger RNA, 409 nt
Organism: Protopolystoma xenopodis
Lineage: Eukaryota; Metazoa; Platyhelminthes; Monogenea; Polystomatidea; Polystomatidae
Source: the annotation of a GenBank genome assembly
GGCGUUUGCGCUCUGUUUGGUUAGACUAUUCACAUCGUGUUCCUGUCGCCUCAGUCCUCCAUUUGAAUUUCACUCAUCAACAAUGGCCAAUAUGGCAGAUUUUCAGAUUGACAAAUGGGUCCCAGAGACAGACGGUCAGCUCAAUGAAUCGAAUAUGAUAGCCAAGCUCAAAUCUCAGGGCUAUCGCAAGGAUGCUGUUUACACCUUCCCUGCUGGUACAAGUUUUCCUGAUCACAGUCAUUCUGUGGACAAAAAGGAUGUCGUUGUCUCUGGAAACUUAUCAUUUACUAUGCUUGGCAAAGAAGUGAUUUUGGGUCCAGGCGAUAUGUUAUACGUACCGAAAGGUGUUAAGCACUCGGCCUGCGUUCUUGACCAGGAUGUCCGUUUUAUUGAUUGCAGUAAAGCCUGA